Molecule: messenger RNA, 444 nt
Organism: Neurospora tetraspora
Lineage: Eukaryota; Fungi; Ascomycota; Sordariomycetes; Sordariales; Sordariaceae
Exons: 4
Coding region: 1-444 (147 amino acids)
Source: RefSeq, a predicted model, not a curated record
AUGGCGCUUGUCGAAUGGCUCAAAAUUGAGUUUCCCAACCUCUCCACGACCCAAAUCAACUCCAUCCUCGCCGCCCACCCCAAUAGCAGCCCAACUAACCGCGCCGGCCCCUUCUUUGAAAUGAACGGUCUUUCCGGCGCCAACGCGCUGAACAUGUCUGGAGGUGCCAACGGCCAACAGCAGCGCGGCUACAACAUCUACGCCGAAGCUACUUUUGUCUGCCCAGCCUACUCAUUGGCGGGCUCGGACCAAGGAAGUAGGGCAAGGCAGGCAGAUGAAAGAGGCAGCCAAAUGCAGGCAGGUUACGGCAGGAAGAUGAAGGAGGCUGCCGGCUUCGGAUCCAAGAGCUGUGGUUGGUUCGUCGCUCUCAACGCUACCCCCGUUUCGCAGCCUGCAGCUCUCUCAAGCCAAUCGACAAGAGCUGCCCCACAUCCUGGUGCCUGA